UGACUAGUAGAAAUGUAGAUCCUGAUCAUGAUGAGUUUUAGUUUUAUAAACUUGCCGGGAAUUGUUGAGAAAUAUUAUCUUCUAAUGUUGACAAGCAUGAAGAGAACCAGGCAUUGAAAAAUUUUUUUUUCACGUUAGUUUCGAAAGGAUGAGUUUUGCAUAUACGUCUCUUUACACUUUAUGUAUUGCUAGAGUUUUCUUUCCAAUAAGGCUGAAAGAAACUUUGAACGAUGACUUUUGCAUACUUUGAAAGCUCUGAUCAGAACGUUUAAUGUAAAGUGAUGUUUUUAACCCCCUGUCAUUUUCAAAUGCAUUUGUUUACAAUUAGCGUCCCCCCACUGCGGUUACCGUGCAAACUGGCAACAUGGUCGCUGCUUCCCUGGAAAUAUUUGAGUGCAAUGAGCCAAGGUCACGGUUCUCCAAACGUGAAACAUAUCGCCUGGGCAAAAACGUCCAGCCUUUUUUUCAAAAAGUGAGGAUGUUUAUUUAGGCUCCAGAACAAGUAAGAUUAGUGCAAGAUUUUAGUUGCAGUCUGCGUUUCUCAGACAUGUUUUCAUGAAGGAAAGUUAGCCGACAGCUAGGAAGUUCUUGUCUGGCUAACUCUCCAAGGAAGGUUUUUUCAUGGUGAGAUGCAACAGGCGUUUAUUGCAGAUAGAGUAUAAUAACAGAACAUGAAAGACAACAACUUCUCUGGAGAAGAAGAAGAGAUGCAUUCGUUCAGAUGUGAACAAAAUGAUGCAAUUUUGUUUUCCAAUGAAGCAGAGACGACUUCAAGACCUGGAUGUUGCAAAUGUCAAACUGCAUGGUCAUUGAGCCUGGCCGUGAAAGUGCUGUACAUAUUCUUUAGUUGUCUCAUCAUAGCUAUUGCUAUUCUUGCAUCAGUAGUGUUCAGAAAGGUUGACUCUAUAAGUGAAGAUCUCAACAUGGCCCAAACAUUCUAUGAGACGAAGAUUAGUUCAGUUCAGACAAACGUUAAAGAACUGGAUCAAAAAUCCACAAGCAAAAACUGCUCUUCGUGUCAUGAACUUUCCCAGUUUGCACAAGAAAUCGUUGACUUGCAGAAAGAGUUUGAAGAAAUGCAACAACUACUUUUGACUCAAGAGCCUGCUCUGGAUGAGACUGUCAAAAACCAUUUGACCCUUCUGACUGACAACAGACGAAUAAAUAAGGAGGUUGUACAUUAUACAACGUCUAUUGAACAGAUCAACCAAACAGUAGAAAGUGUUUCAGUCCAAGUAAAUGGAUUGCAAGUCCUUAUUAAGGAACUUGAUGAGUUUAUGAGGAAACUGACCCAGGACCAGUACAAAAUAAGGAUUAGUGUGCAACACAUUAACUUCACCACCAACCAGAAUACAUUAUGGCUCGAAGAAAUUCAAAGGAAAGCCGAUGAGGAAACUUUAAUAUUACAGAAGAUAGUGGCAGACUGGCAGAACUCCUCAAAAUUGUUUGGUGGUUUAAAGACGUCUGUAAGCAAGAUGAAUGAUAUGGUGAAAGGUAUUCAGAGCACUCUGGCCACCACACUGCAAAGAGUCUCCCAGAAUGCUGAGGUCAUGCAUGAUUUAAGCUUGCAGCUGCUGGUGGUGCAUGAGCAGUUUGAAAAUAUAUCCACCUUCCUUGAUGACCAUGAAGAAAAUAUUCAGGACAUUCUUUAUCAUGCAAGGUAUUAUGAAAAUAGGACAGCUGAAAGGUUUGAAACCAUUAUGGGGCGAAUGAUUUCCCAUGAAACUGAAAUUAACACCAUACUGGCCAACAUCAAUGCUACAAACAAUCAUGUACACAGCAUGAUAAAGUACAUCAGUGAUGUGAGGACAUCUUGUUCAAGUGGGCUUGGAGCACAUUCAGAAGAACUUCACCAUCUCAACAAUUCCCUGACCAUUAUUCAGAGCAGCACUGAUAUAUUAAGGCAGCAGUAUAAUCUCCUAACAGCAACAGUGAAUGGGGAAAUAAACAAGCUUGCUGUUGUAAUGGAAGAAAUGAAAAUUGUUGAUGCACAACAUGGAGAGGCGAUCAGAAACAUCACCAUUUUAAGAGGUUUGCCAGGUCUGCCAGGACCAAAAGGAAACAAAGGAGAGGCAGGAAUAAAGGGAAAUGUUGGACCUGUCGGACCCAAAGGUGACACAGGCGAACAAGGACUUGCAGGAAAGCCUGGAGCACGAGGUUUGGAUGGGCCUCCAGGUGCUCGUGGAGACAAAGGUUCAAGAGGCCCUACAGGGGCACCUGGUAUGAAGGGAAGUAAAGGUUCUUACGGGAAAUCUGGUUCACGAGGAGUAGUUGGUCCUAAGGGAGACAGAGGACCAACAGGACCCGAAGGAAAGCCAGGACCACGUGGGCCCAAAGGACAAUCAGGAGUUAAAGGAGAUCCUGGAAUUCCAGGCCCCCGGGGACCAAAGGGAGAAAUGGGGAAUAUAGGCCCCCCAGGAUUUCGAGGACCACCAGGUCCAUGAACAGAGGCAUCUUAGUUUUGUUUUCACCUGUUUCAACCUCCUGAACAUUUAUACAAAAUUAUCAAAAACAGCUAGAUUUUGAUUUUAUUCACAAGUGAUUUAUGCAUACUUUCCGAGAAAUCUUAAAACCAAUUCAUUGAAACAGAUAUGUUUAACACCAUUGUCAUAGGAUUCCCCUGAUCACGUGAUAAAUUACCAUGAAGUUUACAUAAUAAUUUGUUAGAGGUGGCACAUAAAAUAACUACUAGGAAGAGGCUAAUCUUUUCCUCAUUUUAACCUAGAUGAGACUCACAAUCAAGUGUCUGGAUCAGAAUCACAGUCAAAUGUCUCAGCCUUCCGAUGUUCAGUUUUAACUGCCCUAUAUUAAUUGUUCAAAUAUGAGAUAUAACAUAAAGGAACUUUACUCAUUCAGGUGAUUGAGGGUUGUGGAAUCCAUAGAGAUCCAGUGAAACACUGUCUUUAGGAGAGAAUGACAUAAGAUGGAUACAAUGAAAAUUAAGAUUUAACAUAGGGCGGCACAGUGGCUCAGUGGGUAGCACUGCUGCCUCACAGCGCCAUGGACCUGUGUUCAAUUCCAGCCUCGGGCAACUGUCUGUGUGGAGUUUGCACAUUCUCCCCGUGUCUGUGUGGGUUUCCUCUGGGUGCUCCGGUUUCCUCCCACAGUCCAAAGCUGUGCGUGCUAGGUGGAUUGGCCGUGCUAAAUUGCCCAUAGUAUUCAGGGGUGUGUGGAUUAUAGGGGGAUGGGUCUGGAUGGGAUGCUUCAAGGAGCAGUGUGGAUUUGUUGGGCCGAAGGGCCUGUUUCCACACUCUAGGGAAUCUAAUCUAAUCUAAUUCCACACACAAAGCAUGACCACAAGAUGUUGUCCUGAUAUUCAGUUUUGCAGUUUCCUGGCAUCCAGAGGCAACUUAGAACAUGUGCUAUAGAAAUGAGGGACUUGAAGUCAGUUUUUUGGGCCCAUCUGCUAAAUUCAGUAUUUGAAAUACAAAAAGCUGGGCCAAGUCUACUCAAGAUUCUAAAGCGGUCAUUUGUUGACUGAUUCUGAAAGGCAUGAUUUUUAGCAAAAAGAAACAAAUUAAUUUGUUGGUGUCAGGAGAAGCAGAAAUGGUCCCCAACUCCACUUUAUUUUGAUUAACCACACAUACCUAAGAAGGAGCCAGUAGAGAGGUGAGCUGUCUAGCAUCCCUUUCUUUAAACGGAUGCCCUCCCUGUAGAGUUUUAAAGAGCAGCCUCUCUCUCCGACUAAUAUGGCUUGAGUUCCAAUUUUCGCUCAGACUUGGGCAUCUUUCAAGGACAUGUGCAGGUUCAUCACUGCCACCAUGAUUGCAUUUGUUACCAUUGAAUUAAUACCGUAUUAUUCUUCACAGCAUGACCAUGUAGUCAGGAUCACAACAUUUAAAGACUAGUAUUUAUUCAAAUUUAAAUGCUGACUGUUGUGCGAGAUUUUGAAACUUAAGUUAAUCCAGAAAUACCUCACCUUUGAUCGUAAGGCUGGCAACAGUUCCAAAAUUUUUUUCAAUUACUUUUCAGCUGAUUUUGUCUCUUUAUGAAUUUUCUCAUUAAUAAGUAUCUGCAAAUCCCUUAAAACUAACUUUUCUGCGUUUUCUGGGCAAAUGGUUUGUUCUGAAGUUUCUGCUACAAACAAAUCCAGCCGGUAACUACACAGGUUAUAGGAAAUGAAACGAUCAGUGUUGUGAGUAUACAGCAGUCAGUCUACAUAACAUGUUGGUCUUCACAGCUUUGAUGCCAAUGCCUAUGCUAAAGUGCCUCUGGGUGAGCAGGACUCACCAGAUAUAUGAAGUGUCUCCAUGGCUGUACCUUCAUUAGAAUGCCAAGCGAAUAAGCUUAUUGGAAUUUCAAAGGGCCAGUGUACCUCAGUCCUCAAAUGGUUCUCUGAAUCUGCAGAAGAUAUUUACACACUCUCAUGGUGCCAUCAUCACAGUGGUGGAAUGCCAACAGCAUGCCUGGAGCAAAUAGAAUGCAGCUAGCUGAGGAUAUUCAUCAGGCUUCUUCUGCUGUAGUUAUUGCCCAAGUCCAAGUCAGUGAAACACAUGCAAUUGCCAACAGUUGGGUGAUGACAUUCCCUUACAUAAACCCUCAGAUACCUUGCCCCAUAUUGAAAUAUAGGCCUCCACUAAGUAUCAACCAAAUGACAAUACAGCUGUGAGAAAUAGAACUGUUUACUGUGAUGUCAAGUGAUAUUUAGAUAAAUUGAAUAUACUUCUAUUGAGAAUUGUAAUCUUUUCUGCACCUGUAGUACUUUGUGUGUUCCCGUAAUUAACACUGAUGGAUUCUUGUGACCAAGUAUAGGAGCAAAAACAGGUCAACAUUUCUCAGGAUUUUGAUUUUAGAAAAGAAGAUUUACCUUAGUGUAUCAAAGCUCAACACCUUCCAACAUUGCAACCCCCUUAGCCAUCAUGAGGACAAGCCAGAUGAAAUAUAAUGAUACCUUCAUAUGCGUUGCAGUCAUGAAGACCUUUUCUAAAAUUGACAUUUUACCUGUUUAUUGAAUGAAUCCCUGGGGGAAAUAAAAAGAUGUUUACCAAUAGAGUUUAAAUUUCAAAGAUGUGAUAUCCGUAAGAUAUCAAUAUUUAUUUCUGAACUUGCUGAAAUCUGCAGACUUUCAAGUAGAAACACAAAAAAAUUACACCUAAGAAAUGUCAAGGUUUAUGUUCACAUUCAUGUUUCAGGAGCUAUUAUUAUAUUUCAGGAUUAGUAAAGAUAAAAGAAUAAGUGAUACGUUAUUCAUAUUUUGCAUGUAUUCAUUAAUUUGUCCUUUUUCUUUAGAAAAGUACAAAGACAAUAGCUAUAACAAUCAUGUUUUGCAAGUAUGUAAUAGUCUAAGACCUGUAUUUUAGUUAACUUUUGCCUCAUUUAGUUUUGUAAGUAUAAGGUACUUGCUAAAUUUAUAAAGCUGGCAAAUGGCCAUGUUUGCAUUUUGUGUCAACUGUAAUAUGAAUUACUGUUUGCUAGUUAGUCUGUUAGUUUAACUUGUUAAUUACUUGUUUACUUUAAUACACUCCUUACAUUAUCGCAUUGUAUUCAAAUGAAUGCUACCAAAAGAAACAUUUCACAAUUAAGCAUUUUAUGCAGGGCAUGUAAUCAGUAUUUUUUACUCAUUCUAGUAAAAUCAAUGACACAGUAAUAGCAACAUUAAGGUUUAAAAUAUUUUAAUGUGCGUGUAUAACAAUCUGAAAUAUUUUCAAGAAAAUAGAGUAUUGUUUUAUUAUAAAUGGGGAGAAAUGAACUGGUUUCCAGAAUUUUGUAACUUGUGUUAAAACUGCAGCUGGUUUGCAUGCUAUUACAGAUAUCAUCCAACCUAUGUUAACACCGUAAUUUUUAAUUAUAGCCAGGUAUCUGAAGUCCUGGUUUAAUAAACGCAG
Stegostoma tigrinum is the source of this 5825-nucleotide messenger RNA. It is a transcript of the gene scara3, whose product is annotated as scavenger receptor class A, member 3. The coding region runs from base 672 to 2444 and encodes 590 amino acids. The transcript has 7 exons. Lineage: Eukaryota; Metazoa; Chordata; Chondrichthyes; Orectolobiformes; Stegostomatidae. The record is from RefSeq and is a predicted model, not a curated record.